AUGUCUACUUCACAACUAUCAAAUGACCGGGCUACGCCCAGUAGCUCCGAAGCGCCUGAUCGCGUCGAACUUGAAAAGCCAACCCCAAAAUUCCCAGAGGGCGGCCUCCGAGCUUGGAUGGUGGUUUUAGGUGCAUUUUGUGUGUCUUUCUCGACUUUCGGAUACAUGAACGCUUUCGGAGUCUAUCAGGAUUACUACACAGAGCACUUUCUCUCCAACGAGACUUCAUCCACUAUUUCUUGGAUUGGAUCUGUUCAGGUCUGCUUUCUCUUCGCUGGUAGCCUUAUCGGUGGGCCAUUGUUCGACCGGUACGGCGCUGUGGUCAUUCAUAUACCUGCGGUCGCUAUCGUAUUUUCAGUGAUGAUGACAUCUCUGUGCAAGAAGUAUUAUCAAUUCAUGCUUGCUCAAGGCGUCUUGGGUGGGAUUGCUUCCGGCAUGCUAUUUGCCCCCGUCAUGACAUGUGUGAGCCACUAUUUCCAUACUCGACGUGCUGCAGCCCUUGGUGUGACAGUCUCUGGGUCUUCCAUCGGGGGAGUUAUAUUUCCUAUUGCCUUGAGCAAGAUGCUGAGAAACGAAUCCUUGGGGUUCGGAUGGUCCGUCCGAAUUGUGGGGUUCAUCAUCUUGUUCAUGGUAUUGAUAGCGAUGAUAACUGUAAGAGAGCGACUUCCUCCUCGUAGCGGCAAAGUUCUCUUGCCGAGAGCUUUUGCUCGCGCUCCUUACACCCUCGUCACACUCGGUAUCUUCUUCAUGAUGUGGGGACUUUUCACUCCAUUCUUCUAUCUUCCGCAAUAUGCCCAGUCUUAUGGCAUGGAAUCACAGCUUGCGUCCUACCUUUUAUCCAUCCUCAAUGCUGCCUCCGUUUUCGGCAGAAUAUUACCGGGCAUGGUUGCGGAUAAGAUUGGUCGCUACAAUAUCUUGAUCAUCACCGGUGUCUGCUCGGGCAUUCUACUUCUGUGCUGGAUCGCGACAACUUCAAAUGCGUCAAUCAUUGUCUUUGCGGGGCUCUAUGGUUUCUUUUCGGGCGGGAUUGUGUCGCUGAUGUCUCCUUGUAUUGCUCAAGUCACGCCGAGUCCGGACCAGAUUGGUACUCAUCUCGGCAUGUCAAUGGCCAUUAUUGCCCUUGCUGGUCUGACCGGGACCCCGAUAUGCGGUGCAUUGCUAGAAAGAUACGGAGGAUACACACAGGCCGCAGUUUUUAGUGGUGUCGUGAUGUUUUUCGGAUCUGUGCUUGUCGCCGCGGCGAGGUUUUGUCUGCAGGCAAAGCCCUUGGCAAUUGUGUGA
Penicillium roqueforti is the source of this 1281-nucleotide messenger RNA. RefSeq names its product MCT family MFS transporter. Gene Ontology annotation, molecular function: transmembrane transporter activity. Gene Ontology annotation, biological process: transmembrane transport. The coding region runs from base 1 to 1281 and encodes 426 amino acids. Lineage: Eukaryota; Fungi; Ascomycota; Eurotiomycetes; Eurotiales; Aspergillaceae. The transcript has 3 exons. Gene Ontology annotation, cellular component: fungal-type vacuole membrane. The record is from RefSeq and is a predicted model, not a curated record.